CCGUCCAGCACCGUCCAUUCGCUGCCCCACUUGGCCAAACCCCAACCGCACCCCAAUCUCUCUCUCGCUUCUCCCCGACCGAUCGGAGCCUUGCAAUCCCUAAUCCCCCGCAAUCGCCUCCUACCCCUUCUCUUCGAUGGCCUCUGAUAUCCUCUGAUCCAAGAGAUUUCCCUCGCCAAUGCCACCACUCCUUCGUUCGUGGAUCACAAGAUCCAUAGCCAAGCCAACUAGGGCUCUGAUAUCUUCCACCCUCUCGGGGUGAUGGAUGCGCGCUCUUAGCUCCCAGGAGAAGUUCGAAUAGUAAUAUCCAAAGAAUGUUGUGUGGCAGUGGAUGUUGAGGAUGGAAGAUGAAUUAGUCACUCCCCAUAUUGACUCAGAAGAUGGUAAAACAGAAGUUACCGUUGCUUCCAUGGAUAUCGAGCCUUCUGUGGAUGAAGACAAUAAAAUGUUGGAAAGUCCUGUCAAAGGAGAAAUAGUUGCAUCUGGAGGUGUUGCAGAUUUGGAACCAUAUGAGGGCAUGGAGUUUGAAUCUGAAGAAGCAGCAAGGGCAUUCUAUGCUGCAUAUGCUAGGCAUGUGGGAUUUCGCAUCCGUAUUAGUAGAUAUACUCGGUCAAGGCGCGACAACUCUAUUAUUUCUCGAAGAAUUGUAUGUUCCAAAGAGGGCUUUCGUGAGGCUCGUGCUAAUGAAGGUCUCUUUGAUGAACAACGACAGCGACAACGAGCAGUCACAAGGGUGGGUUGUAAGGCAAUGAUUAUGGUUAAAAAAAUAGGCCCUGAGAAAUGGAUUGUUACCAAAUUUGUAAAGGAGCAUAACCACGGGCCAGUGCCUCCACGAAAAGUGGAGGUUAGGACAGGCCGCAGGGAUGAUGAUUUGCUGGUACAAUCAUAUAUCAGUGAUGGAGGUGCUGUUCAGGAACCAUAUGAGGGAAUGGAGUUUGACUCUGAAGAAGCUGCAAAGGCUUUCUACAUAACCUAUGCCAGACACUUGGGUUUUCGUGCACGUAUUAGCAAGUAUUGCCGUUCGAGACGUGAUAAUUCGAUUAUUUCUCGGCAGAUUGUUUGUUCCAAGGAAGGCUUUCGUGAAGUUCGUGUAAAGAAUGAGAUUACUGAUGAAGGGAAAACCAAGCGCCCUAGAUUGAUAACAAGGAUAGGAUGUAAAGCUAUGAUUAUUGUAAAGAAGGCAAACUCUGGAAAAUGGGUUGUCACAAAGUUUGAGAAGGAGCAUAACCAUUCUCUCGCAUCUUUAAAGAUGCCUUGUCUUGAAUCACGUAGCAAUGCCGGGAAAGUCAUUAAUUUGCAAGGAGCAAUUACAAAGCCUAAUGGGAUGGUAACUGAUGAAUCCUGUGCUGGAACACAAGGUACAAGUCGAGAAUCACUAACUGUCCUAUACAACCAGUUAUGCUGUGAAGCCAUUAAGUAUGCGCAAGAGGGGGCUGCAACUGAAGACAGUUAUAACGUGGCAAUGUCUGCUCUGAAAGAGGCUGUGGAGAAGGUUGCUGCAGCCAAAAGAGGUGCUGUUACUGUUGCACAGCAAGGACUAGCUAUUGGUGGAGCUAGACAAGCAUUUCUUAUUGCCCAUCCAGCACAAACAAAAGCUUUGCAAGACUUGCAAUGCUUGAAUGAAGUCAAGCAGGUCCCAUUAAUCCUCAACAUAGCAAAUGGUCGGUUACUGCAUAAUCGAUCAGAUGAUGGGUUGAUUGGAAAUGGAUCAGAAGGUUCUGAUUUGCCUGCAGAAAGGAAGAUGGCAAUGCAGAUAGUCAAUCGAGAUGUGGAGCUUGAUGCCGGCGUCCAGAAAUUUCAGAACCAGGAUUCUGCUACUGCAGCUGAAGCUGCCUCAACUUCAAGAAGUGGCUGCUACAACUUAACUAGUCCAGGUUCCUCUGAGACACAGAUGGUGGCUAUUCCUGCAGUGCCAAUGACAGUCUACAUGCCUGUGAUGGGAAGCUUACCAGCAUCUUGUUCAGUUGCAACACCAGGAACUUCAGGUGGUUCAUACACCCUUGUGGCGGCUCCAAUCGAGGCAUUGCCAGUUUCUGCUCGUCCUGCAGGACCAAACCCUCAAAUUCAGGAUGCACCCUUGCAGCCGGCAGCAGCAUCUCAGAGUGUACUGGUUUUAAGUCCGUCUCCUGGGAAUCUAUUAGAGCACUGCAAGUCCUAUUCGGGCCCGAAUCCUCAAGUGCAUGCAACUGCCCUUGCUUGUGGUGCCCGUGUAGUUUCCCCCAAGGCCGCUGCUUCACUGAUCAAGGCUAUUGAGGCCAAGAUCAGAUCUGGAAGUGCUUCAGUUGCCAAGUCGGCACUUGCAGGUGGCUGCAAAUUACUGUCUAUCCAGAGCCCUCGGCCUCGUGCCAUUGAGGAGGGCAAGAGCGAACAUGCACCUGCGAAUGCCAUACACAAAAGUCAGGCAGAAAGUUUGGAGGAGAUGAAAUUGCAAACAAUUGAUAUGAUGCCGAGGGAGUUGGUGGUUGAUCCUGACCACUCCGGAGCUGAAAAUGCUGGGCAGAACGGAUCACUUUUCGAGAAGCAGAUCGAAUUGCUGGAUACAGCGGGGGCUGCUGAGGAUCUGUCCAUGUUUGAGAAGAGGGCUUGGACAGAAAUCAAAUGUGAUUGAAAUGCAUAUUGGCUCUACUAACCUUGAUCUGUAACAUACCACCCCAAUGUACUUAAUGUGUGAAUGAUUUGCUGACAUGGGUAGGGUUUGUUGUAAAAAGUAAACUUGGUCAAAGAUAGUAGCUACGUUACUGUAGAAAUAAUCAACUAAAAUUUGAUGCGGGAUGCCCAAAUAUCACUGCUGAUCUUCACCAUAGUGCAUAUCGCUAGGCCUCUCGCUAUCAUGGUCUAGGCCUAUAAAGCUUCUGAUACAAAAUCCAUUUUACUGUU
Molecule: messenger RNA, 2877 nt
Organism: Phoenix dactylifera (date palm)
Lineage: Eukaryota; Viridiplantae; Streptophyta; Magnoliopsida; Arecales; Arecaceae
Source: RefSeq, a predicted model, not a curated record